UAAAAGAAAUUCUCUUAUGAUACUUACCUGUUUGAUUUUAUAUAAAUUUGUUUCGCAUAAUAUUCCUACUUAUAAAAUUUGUAUAUAAAUAAGUCGUAUAUGUAUUAGGUAUCAUUUUCUAAUUACGCGCCAUUGUGUAUAAUGGUAUAAACACACUAUACAGUACAGAUAAGUGAUCGUUUCUAAAAAAGUGCGCGUAUUUAACGCCUUGAAUUCGGCUAUUUAUUAAAUGGCUAAAUGCAGCUACUGGUUGAUAUUAAAUAAGUAAAUAUUAUAUACUUUAAAAGUAUAUUAUUAGUGUUAAUAUUAUAUAAAGAAAAAGUAGCGUGUCGUAGAUACAAUACAUACAUACAUAACAAGAAGAGAAAUUAUUCUAAAAACAAUGAAUAAUCGAGACCGACAGGAAAACGAAAUCUUAGCACUUUCAUGUAUUUAUAAUCAGAAUGAAUUUUCUUACAUUAAGGAUGAUGAUAUGAUACAAAUCUAUUUCAAUGUUUAUCCUGCUACCAAUAAUAAGGUAUUAAUGCUCAAAAAUCUUCGUAAAAUGUAUUUAAAAUGUUUAAUCAAAUAUCUACCACCUGUUCGAAUAUAUGUGCAACUUCCAAUGGAUUAUCCUACAAAAAAUUCACCAAAUUUUUAUAUAACUUCCUCAUGGCUUACUCCUUGGCAAAUAUCUUUUAUUUGUCAACAGUUAGAUGAAAUAUGGUCAAGUAACAAGGAACAAGAAGUAUUAUUUUUAUGGUUUGAAUUUUUAAGGCACGAUCUUCUUAAUUUUCUUCAAAUCAAUGAGACGUUAGAUAUUUCACUUCUAUUUCUGAGAUAUUAUAAUCUAACAGAUUACUUUAAAUUAAAUGUUACGUUUUCAUAUGAUGUUAGAGCUAUAUGCAAUGUGCUAGUUUUGAAUCCAAUAAAACUUUUUAUGGAUUACAACGAAUAUCAAAUGCAAUUUAACUUUGAACGUAGUUACUACUCGUGUGUAGUAUGCUUUGAAGUAUAUUCUGGAAAGAAAUGUAUACAACUUCAAAGUUGUGGUCAUACAUUCUGUAGAAAUUGUAUGCAAGAAUACCUAGGUGCAAAAAUUAAUGAGAAUAUGGUAAAAGAUAUAAUGUGCCCUGAUUCAAAUUGCAAGUUUAAUAUUAUGCAUAAUGAAAUCAAAAAGCUUUGUCCAAAUCUAUUUUCAAAAUACGAAAAUUUAUUAUUACAAAUAACAUUAAAUUCUAUGAAAGACAUUGUUUAUUGUCCACGAAUUUCAUGCCAAUGUCCAGUUGUAAAUGAUAAUGAUAACAUCUGGAUUACUUGUAGCAAAUGUGAUCAUGCUUUUUGUAGAGACUGUCGUAAGGCAUACCAUGGAAAUAUACCAUGCACUACUAUAUCGUCAAGUGAAUUGGUAAACCUUAUGGAAAAUUAUGAGAAAGGUAACAUACGUCAAAAACAAUUAUUACUAAAAAAGUAUGGUCAAAGACAAAUACAAGAAGUUGAAAAACAUUUAUCCAAAAAAUAUAUAAAGGAAAAUACAAAAUCAUGUCCAAACUGUCAGGCUCCAAUUUCAAAAAUAGAUGGAUGUAAUAAAAUAACAUGUACUUACUGUAAUGCUCAUUUUUGCUGGCUUUGUGGACAACAUCUUAAUGGAAAACAACCAUAUUUCCAUUUUACGACUGACUUCACUUCACCAUGUUUCCAUAAGUUGUUUGAUUAUAAUUUUCACGAAGAUAUGUAAUAUACACAAUAGCGAGAUUAUAUUGGGUUGUAACAUAAAUUCAUUCGGUUAAACUUCUUAAUACGUAUACUUGCGGCGAUCGAAAGAAUUUAUGUUACAACCCAAUAAUUAUGAAAGUUCCUUUGUAUUACACUUUUAAGUGAUCUUUAAAAUAGUUUCUUGGCGAGGAAUACACCAAUGAGACACAUUUCCUAUUCUUUUCGUUCAUUCGUGUGAAAAUGAUAAGCUUUAAGAUGAUUUUUAUUCCUGGAGAUCUGGAGAAUACAAGAAGACUGUGACAUUAUAUUCUUUAUACAUAGCUAAAAUUCGUUAACAGAUACUAUGAACUGGUACAUUUUGUUUUUGUGAUUCUAAUUUGUAAAACUCUAUUAUGUUUUUAAAUAAUAUAUAUAAAUAUAUAUAUUAUCUUUGAUAGUU
Osmia lignaria (orchard mason bee) is the source of this 2134-nucleotide messenger RNA. Its product is annotated as E3 ubiquitin-protein ligase RNF14-like. The record is from RefSeq and is a predicted model, not a curated record. Gene Ontology annotation, molecular function: protein binding; ubiquitin-protein transferase activity; zinc ion binding. Lineage: Eukaryota; Metazoa; Arthropoda; Insecta; Hymenoptera; Megachilidae. Gene Ontology annotation, biological process: protein ubiquitination.